This is a messenger RNA of Symbiodinium necroappetens, 1005 nucleotides long. NCBI's taxonomy places the organism in Eukaryota, Dinophyceae, Suessiales, Symbiodiniaceae. The record is from the annotation of a GenBank genome assembly.
AUGGAAAGCAGUGCCAGUACCAACUGGGAGGAAUUCUGCUGCGCAGCAUCCGGCCGCCCACUGUUUUAUCCAGUCGUUACCCUCGAAGGCAUUCCGUACUGCUUCUGGGUCCUUUUCGAGAUGUUUCUCAAAGCCGAAGGGAGUCCAAAGUGUGUCGUGACCGGUGAGCCCAUUGCUUUCUUCCCCUAUGUUUGUGUGGCUUUGCAUCACUAUAUGUUGGAGACCUACAAGAGUGACCUGAAGGGUCGGAAGUCCAUCGAAGAGUCGAUCCUGGCUCGCUACGGCAUGAACGUUCCAAUGGUCACUGAGAGUCCUGAAGAGGAGGGCGAUGAGGGCUUCAUGGAGGAGUUCUCGUGCGCUGUGAGCGGCGAGCUUGCGUACGAGCCCUGCUGCCUCUCCAGCGGAACAAUUGUCAGCGCGCGGAACAUCCCGAGAGGUGGCUUCAAGAAGGACCCGAACCGACUGAUUGCAUGCGCUUUGCACGGCCAGGCACCGAAGCCGAGCAAAGUUCUGGCACUGAUGAUCAGGACAAAAUUCCCGAGCGAGUAUAAGGCUGCUGAGACCAAGGCGAACAGCUCAGGUGUGGAAAUGAUUCAGCAGCCGGUCUUCCGAGAAUUUGCCGUCGACGCGCAGGUCCACUUUGGCCUAGGCUGCGACGGCUGCGGGCUCUGGCCCAUCCGUGGCCCGGCUUACGAGGACGUUGAUAUCAGGAGUUCUGUGGGAUUCCACGUAUGCUCGCUCCUUAGUACCCCUGUCGUCUCCUGUUCGGAUGCAUUCCGUGUAAGUUGUGGUGGUGCCUCGGCUCUUCAAUGCGCGGUCGCGUUUGAAGCUUGUUGUUUUGUUGUAAAGGUGUUUGUGUGUGUGUGUGUGCGCGCGCGUGACACGAACGAGGAUGUUGGCCAGGUAAUAAUUCGGUGCCUACUGGGUCCAGGAAGAGGAUGGGGACCGAUCGCAGCAGGAGCCACGACCCAGCAACAACAAGAUCCGCAGCAUUGGCAUGACUAG